AGUACGUGAGAUCACGUUGGUCGAUGAAUUAAGCGCAAGUCUAUGAUCUGUCUGCCUCUCUGUCUCUCUGUUUUCUCCAUAUUUUUUUAUUCCCUCUUCUUCUCCUUAUAUCUCUCUCCUUCUUCUUCCUUCUUCCCCUCCAAACCCUCCCUCUCUUCCUCUUCUCUCCCACCUCUACUUCAUGCAAAUGGCGAUGCCAAGGGGUUUCUGAACUUUUUUUUUCUUUUUUGGUGAAAGGAAUUGAGGAUAAGGAAAAGGGAGAAGGAGGAGGAUGACGAUGAGCGGCAAUAUUGGGCCUUUUGGAGAUACUACACUGACCAAAGUUUUCGUUGGAGGAUUAGCAUGGGAGACUCCUAAGGAAGCCAUGAAAGAACAUUUUGAUAAGUAUGGUGAGAUCUUGGAAGCUGUGAUUAUCUCUGAUAAGGUCACCGGUAGAUCCAAGGGCUAUGGAUUUGUGACGUUUAAGGAUGCUGAAGCAGCAAAGAAGGCUUGCGAGGACCCUACUCCCAUCAUCAAUGGCCGCCGAGCCAACUGCAAUCUGGCUUCGCUUGGUGCUCGACGCCCGAGGUCUGCUGCUCCAGCGGCGACUCAACAAGGAUCCAAAGUUGGACCGAGGUCCGCAUCAUCGGCACUAGCAAAUCACGCGCAGUGGUAUUAUCCUGCGGGUUCACCUGCAUCCCCAUUUCAUCAUCAGCAGCAUCAGGCCAUUCCCUUUUAUGGGUACACCCCAACUUAUGUUCCAACUGAUAUCAGUUACAAUCAUAAGCUGAGCUACACAGGCGGGUCCUACAUGAACGGGCAUUUCUCUCAGGUGUACCCAGGGCAGCCUAUUAUGGGUGCCAAUGCAAUGAUGCCAGUGUACCCGCUUUAUCACUUCCAUCAAUCACAAACAAUGGGCCUACCUGCCCAUAUCUUUCCGGUUCCCACCAACACCAGCGUGGCCACAGUACCCACCAUAAUGUCCAAACCCCCAUCACUAGCUCCUAGCCCAGAGACAGUUUGCAUGGCCGUGGAAUAGGUGAAGUUGGCAAAGGGGAAAGCUUUAAAAAGAUUGGGUAAUGGCAAUAUGAAGGAAAGAGAGGAUGGCAGGCAGCUGCUGCAGAACAACAUUAUUAUAUUUUCUGUUGUGGCUCUUCUUUUCUUUCUUUUUUUAUUAAAAAAAAAAAGUUACUAUUAUGAUUCUUAGGUGUUUGAUAAGAUUCUUUCAUUCUCUUGUGCUCUAUCUCUUAUGAUCUAACUGAACUACUAGAGGAAAAAAAAAUGUAACAGAAGUCUGCAGUCAUGUAAUGUUUACCCAUAUCUUAUGGGUUCCUUUCUGAACUUUGCUGCAUUAAAGCCUGCAUCUUCCAAUGA
Messenger RNA from Manihot esculenta (cassava), 1353 nucleotides. Its product is annotated as probable RNA-binding protein ARP1. The transcript is spliced from 6 exons. The record is from RefSeq and is a predicted model, not a curated record. The coding region runs from base 272 to 1018 and encodes 248 amino acids. Gene Ontology annotation, molecular function: RNA binding. NCBI's taxonomy places the organism in Eukaryota, Viridiplantae, Streptophyta, Magnoliopsida, Malpighiales, Euphorbiaceae.